Molecule: messenger RNA, 639 nt
Organism: Tetrahymena thermophila SB210
Lineage: Eukaryota; Ciliophora; Oligohymenophorea; Hymenostomatida; Tetrahymenidae
Product: kinase domain protein
Exons: 2
Source: RefSeq, a predicted model, not a curated record
AUGAAAACCAUUUAAUUUUAUCUUUUAAUAAGUUUUACAAUAUAAGUAGCUUCAUAAGAAUGUAUGACUGGAUGCUAAAAAUGUAGAUAAGUAGAAAAUAAUCAAUAAAUUCAAUGCGAUUAGUGUUUAGAGCCUUAUUAACUCCAUAAUGGCGAUUGCAUUUAUCAAGGUUGCUCACCUGGUUUAUAUUUCCAGAUAAAUCAAAAUUAAGAUAAUAAAACUACAGGGAAUUGUUUUUCUAUUUGUGAUCCUCAUUUUUAUUCUGAUAUUUAAACUAAUACUUGCAAAAAAUUAGUAUAAUGUUCAUCAACUUAUUCAACUUAACAAAACUUUAAUGAAACUCCUCUCGAUUUUUUUAUUUAUAAAUAAUAAUAUUAUGUUGCCUUAUUAACAAGCCAACUUUCUAUUUAUGACUAAAGUAUGCUAGGUUUAGUUAAAAAUCUAAAAUAUGAGUAAGAUGAUUUAACAAUUUAAUAAGUAAAUGGUUCAAUUAUUGCCAUAAAAAAUGAUUUAUCUAUUAAAAUUUGGGAUAUCAUAAAUGAAAUAAGAAAUGAUUGUGAUAAUAUUACUCCUACUUCAGUUAAUCAAAAAAUUUAAUUUGCCUAAUAAUUAGAGUACACAGCUAUAAAUAAUUUAUGA